AUUUUAUAAGAAAGAUUUUUUUAUUCACUUGGUGAAUUAUAUUCACCCCGUUUUACGAUAUCUCUACUACAAGAUAGCCUUAUGAGAGCCAUAGAUUAAAAAUAAUAAUCAUGACAUAUAUAAAUUUAAUACCAAUAGCAACACUAAAAGAAGAACAACUUUUCUAUUUUAAAAUCGUCGGUUAUUUUUGUCAGAAUAUUACUUCAAUGUUUAUGUUUCAGUGAAUUAAGUUGUUUACACUGCAUUUUGUAGUAGGCAAUUGGAAAAUGUUACCAUCGCAUAAUCCAAGAAAACGCACUACAUGUUAAUAUCAAUGAAUUAGUAUAAAUAUGAAAAAAGAUGAGUGACAAUAUCAAAGUAGUUGUCAAAGUGAGACCUCUGAUUUCUCGCGAAAUCGAGGAGAAACAAUCUUAUCAAUGGCGCGUAAAAAACAACACUUUAUGCCAACUCGAUCAGACCGGGAGAGAUAGUGGGUUAUCUUUCACAUUUGACCAAGUUUAUGACAAGGAUGCUAAAACCACUGAUGUAUAUAAUGAUAUUGCAAAACCUAUUGUGGAAGCGGCGACGGCGGGUUUUAAUGGAACUAUUUUUGCUUAUGGACAAACUUCCUCCGGGAAGACAUAUACCAUGACUGGUACAGAAACAUCACCUGGCAUCAUACCGCUUGCUAUUUAUAAUUUAUUUGAAAUCAUUAAAAAUAUCCCUAAUCGGGACUUUCUAGUGAGAGUGUCAUACAUUGAAAUUUACAAUGAAACAUUAAAAGACCUUUUGAACAUUGAAAAGAAAAACAUAAAAGUUCAUGAAACAUUUGAAGGUGUCAAAGUAGAUGUUACUGAACAAGUUAGCACCUCCCCUGAAGAAGUGCUCAAAUACUUGAAACAGGGUGAAGCUAACAGGCAAACUGGUGCUACCAACAUGAACGAGGAAAGCAGCCGGUCACAUUCAAUUUUCCAAAUUAUAAUAGAAUCACGUGAACACAUAGAAGGGGAAGAAGAAGCUGGCUGCGUGAAUGUGUCAAAAUUAAACCUAGUGGACUUGGCUGGCUCCGAGCGUGCUGGACAAACUGGCGCCACGGGCAUCAGGUUCAAGGAAGGCACACACAUUAAUAAGUCAUUAUCUACACUCGCAUUAGUAAUCAAACAGCUGUCUGAAGAUCCCAAUAAACACGCAAACUAUCGUGAUAGCAAAUUAACCCGUAUACUCCAGAAUUCUUUGGGAGGCAAUGCCAAAACUAGUAUUAUAUGUGCAAUAACUCCGGCUGCUGUUGACGAAACCAUCUCAACUCUACAGUUCGCAAAUAGAGCUAAGGCAAUUAAGAACAAACCGGAAGUGAAUGCGGUAGCGACUGACGUAACCAUGAUACAAAGCCUCACUAAACAGUUGUCCCGAUUGCAAGCGCAACUAGAAAGUAAAAAGAACUUAGAAGUGAUGCUAGAAAGCAAGAAGAAUGUUGAGCAAGACUUGCAGAAGCAAAUAGAGAAUCUGCGGCGACUGAUAUUGAACGGAUUCGGCCAGAGAAGCAGCAUAGACAGAAUGGGUGGGCGUCGAAAAAACAAUCAACUCCGUAGGAUCACUAUAUCAACCUUACAUGAUGUGAACGAGGAACCCGUCAGUAACAUACCAAAAUUUUGUACGCCCACUUUGAAGUACAAUCCGAUGUCGUUACCUGGCGCUAUGGAUUUCGUCCCGAUUCAGAAUGCCAGCAAGCUGAGCAGCGUACCGGAGGAGACUACACUGAUCACUCCGCCACCUAGAGAGAAGAAAGUCAACUUUGAUGAUGUUAUUGAAAUAGAUAGUGACGAUGACGAGUCAGUCGAUGUGCAGCCCUGUUCGCCAUACCACAAAUGUUAUGGCGAAACAAAAACUCCACCAUGUAUAUUAAGAAAGAAAGUAAAGAUAGCUGAAAAGGAUCUAAAAGAUAUUGUUGAAUUGACUGAGAGAGAAAAGAUGUACACGCCUAGUGUGAUAGAACUCCUUGAAAAACUUGAUCAAAACAACAAAGUUAUAGCUAAUCUCGAAGACGACAUCAAUUCACUCACCAAGCAAAGCAAAGAUAAGGAUUUGGAAAUUGACCAUUUGAAAAUAAAAAUCACCAAGUCUGAUGAAGAAAUGAAAAUGAUUAUGGCUGCCAAGGUUGAAAUAGAAGCUCAAAAUCAAGACUACAUGACCAAACUAACUGAUUGGGAAGUUAGUUAUGAAACCUUAAAACAGAAAACAAAGAAAAGAGAAGAAGAGCUUUUGUCACUUUUAGAUGAGCACAAAAUUUGUAAAAGAACUGAAGAUAUUGGUAAACUAUCGAGAACCAUGAAUAAAGAACUUUCACAUUUUAUGGAUAUGUCAAAAGAUAUAUCACUAGUGAAUAGUGACAAUGAAAGCAGUAUUAACAAUACAAAUGAUGAUGAACCGUCGUCACAAAUAGGAGAUCUAGUCACAAACAUACAAUCCCAAUUAACGACUAAAACUCAGUCAAUGCUAGAAUUAGAAGCUAAUUUAUUUGCACAGAAUCAAAAGGUUGAUUCACUUAAUUAUACUUGUAAAGAACUCGAAGAAAUAGUUAAUAAUUAUAAAGAAAAGCUUUCUACUAUUGAAAUUGAAAACUCUUUUCUCAAAUCUACAAUAGAAACAUUAAAUUCUACUAUAAAAAGUCAAAAAGAAAGCUUAGAAGUAGCAAAUAACGACAUUGAUUCAUAUAAUUCUCUAAUUAAAGAAUUACAGAUCAGGCUUAAUAAAAAGGACAAUGUAGGUGAUAUUAAUAUUAAUGAUAAUAUUUUAGAUAAAAUGAUAGCAAACGAGGAAAAAAUUAUUGCGAAUAAUGAAAAUAUCAAAAAUAUUAUUAAAUCUUUUAAAAUCGUUCUUGAUUCUCGAAAUAAAGAAAUAGCUACACUGAAAUCUGCGCUUCCCUUUAAUUCUGAAUCUAAUACCAUUGAAGGCACUACAGAGAAAGAAUUAAGUGCAUUAAACCUGGAGAUACAGAAUUUAAAGGAACAAAUAAAUGAAAACAGUAUAAUUAUUAAAGAUCUUUUGUCCGAAAAAAACGAUGCUAUAAAAAUUCAACAUGAUCUUUCUGAAGAAUUGAAUAACCUCAAAGUAGUAAAUAGUAAAUUAGAAAAAAAUAGCGUAGAAGAUGCGGCGAAACUUUCCUCCUUAGAAAUAACUAAUCAAAGACUUACUGAGGCUGCAUCUGAACAAAAUAAAAGAGAGCAAGAAAAUAUAUUGAGUAAUGAAAAUUUAAAGAAGCAAAUAUAUAGUUUAUCUAAUACAAUAAACUCUUUAGAAUGUGAUCUAAAUGUUAAAAAUGAUUUGGUCUUGUCACUUCAAAAAGAUAAAGAACAAACGGAAGAAAACAUAUUAAAAGCUAAAAUAGCAUUAAAAAAAAUUCAGGAUAUUUCAGUAAAACUAACGGGAAAUAUACAAGAGGUACCAGAAGUAAUUGAUAAUUUCGUCGACAUUUUCAGAACCUUGACUCAGAACUUAGAUAUUUUAGAGUCUUUAGUAACAGAAUUAGUGUCUCAAAGAGAAGUCGAAAAAAUAUACAAAGAUGAUUUAUCCAAAAUAUUAGAUGAUUUAAGGGACAAACAUGCUAAUGAAUUUGCUAUAUUUCAAUCUGAAAUUCUAACUUUGACUAAUAACGCUAUUAGUUUAAAGGAAACAUUAGAGCAUAAAACAAAAGAACUUGAAGAAACACGCAUUGAUUUGAACAAAAGAAAUGAAGAAAUUCUAGAGCUAGAAAGCAAAAUAAAUAUAAUUAACAAAGAUAAUGAAAAUCUUCGUGACUUUGUUACUUCUAAAGAUAAUUUAAUAUUAUCACUAAAGGAGAGUGCGGAGAAAUAUGAGAAUGGUAAACAAGAGAUUUUAUUAGUGAUACAAGAAAAAGAAGCAAAAAUAAUACACCUAGAAUCUCAUCUGACUGAAUCAAAAAAAAUAAUUGAAGAUAAGUCAUUGGAAAUAAGAAAGAACUUGAAUAAAAUCAAUGACUGCAUUGAAGAGAAAUCUCAUAUAUUAAACAACAUUUUAUACAAAGCUUUAGAGAUAACAGAAAAAUUUAAUAUUGAAACGGAAAUUACAAAUGACGACAUUAGCUUAUAUGAACAAGUCAUUUUUAUUUUUGAGAAAAUAGCUCAUUAUGCAAUGCGUAGUUCUAAGAAUAAUAAACAACAUGACGACUUCCAGGACCUUUAUAAUAACGCUAAAAACGAAGUUAGCAAUCUAACAGAACAAAAUCGUAAUUUUAUAGAAAAAUUAUCACAAUUUGAAAAUAAAAACGAAGAAUUACUUUCUGAACUAAAUAAACUGCAAUCUGAAAACAAAUCUUUAAAAAAUGAAUUAGAGAAAGCAACCAUAUUAUUAAACACACCUCAAGAAGAAGUGACUAUGAAAGUUGAUGUUAUUGAAAAUAUUCAGUCCAAAUUAAAAGAAUGGGAAUCGCAACAUUAUCUCGAUUCAUCCACGAAAAAGCAUAUUGAAGAUCUACAAAUGGAAGACCAGGAACUUAAGAUUAAGUAUUCUGAAUUAUCAAACAGAAGUUAUAAUUUGGAUGAUUUUCUUGCCGAAGAUAUUACUCAUGAAAGUUAUGUUAAAAAUUCUAUAUUUAACCUAAUGGAUAAAAUAGAAUGUAAGUCACCACCUAGUCUUCUAACCAUAUGUUGUAAUAAAAUAAUAGAAUACAUACAACCAAGUGAAAAACCAGUGAUUCCUACUAAUUUAAUGUCAAAAAUUGAAACCAUAGAUAAAGAGACACAGAGUAAUAGUUGUCAGUGUUCCAGAUUAUUAUCAGAAUUGACAGACGCUCGUGAAGAAAAUUUGAAGCUUGGUGAUUUAAUAAAAGAGUUAGAAUCUAUAAAUCGCCAUUUAGUUAACGAACAAAACGAAAUCCGCAAAGAAGUACAAUCACUUGUUGAACCAGCUUUUGAAUUGCAAAAGAAAGUUAUGAAUCACAGAACAAAUCUUUCAACACUUACUGCAACUACAUAUGCAGAAAAUAAAUCUCUCAAAUCCCAAGUAAAAGUUCUUCAACAUCAUCAUCAUAGAUUUCAUAUGUUAUGUCAAAGAGAUAUACCUGCAGUUAAAAAGCAGUUAUUUGAACUUAUGUCAGUAUUGAAAAGAGAUUCAUCAUUUACAGAUAAACACAAUAUCAGUUUUAAAAGAUAUUCUUUGCCAGAUAUGUCAAUCAAUAAUUCAUUUCUUUCCAAUUUUAAAACUGACGAAACAAUCUUAGAUGGCGAUCUUUUAAUGUUAGACACUAAUAUUACACUCACUGCAUCAGCUGAUAAUACUCUGAUGGGUGAACAUGAACAAACUUGCUUAGAUUUAACUCACACAUUUACAAACGAAGUAGCUUGUCAAACAAAUGAUAUAGUAAGACUAAGAGAUUCCCAUAUGAUUCAAAAUAAGUCAGAAACUUUGUUGUCUAAUAAUGAAAAUAUAUCGGAAAAAUUAGAAGUUUUAAACUUGGAAAACAUGAAAUUACGCGAGCAAUUAAAUUUGUUUACAAAUAUAAAUGAGUCAAAGGUUGACUCGAUCAGUAGUCCAAUUAAAUUUAAUAAUUGUGAAGUUUCAAACACGAAUGUAAAAAAUAAUGAAUGUGCCAUGUGUGAACAGUACAAAAUUGAAAAAAUAGAAUAUGAAAAAAUACGUGAAAAGUUGGAAGUAGAAAUAAAAGAACUGUUACAAGAUUUGUGUAAUAUAAAUAAAGAAAAAACAAUUAUUGAAGAAAAAUACAAUAAUCUUUUAUUAGAAAUUCCCUCAACAGAUGUUUUAGUACGUAAAUUUAAUACUUUAGAGAAAGAGUAUAAUAUUAAGACAAAUGAGAUCGCAAAACUUACGCAAACAUUAAAUAAAAAAAAUUUAGAACUUAAACAACUCCAAGAAGAAAAUGAUAAUUUAUCUACCCAAAUUAUGGAAAAUAUAACAGAGGCUGAUGAUCUCAAUAAAGAAUUGGAAACAGUAAAAUUACUAAAUUUGAAAUUAAGUGAUAAGUGUUCUGAAUUGGAACGUUUGAUGGAAAAAACCGAUAAACCAAAUUAUACAAUUUGUCCACAAUGUGCAGCAAAAGAAAAUAUGGUACAGUCUUUGUGUGUGGAUAGUAUCUCACAAGCACAUUUAAAACUAAACAGAAGCCUUAGUGAAUCUGACACAUCGUCUAGAUACAAUAAAAUUUGCAUUUUACAAAAUGAACUACAUGCGAGUAAAGAAGACUGUAAAGAACUGACUGAGGAUGUCACAACCAUUAAAAAUCACUUAGAUCGUAAUAAUUUAUCUAUGGAACAAAAUAUGGAUUUGGAUGACAGCAUGAGUGAUUCGAAUUUCUUCACUUCAAAGAAAGAUUUUGGAGUUGUAGAUCAAUUACAUAAACUUAAUAUGCCAAAUAUACCGGAAGAACGUUCAACCGACAUAUACACGCUGGAAAAAAAUGAUUGCUAUCAUUAUUACUUGGAAAUCUCUGGAGCUGAAAAAGACAACAUUAACUGUGAUGUUAAAAUUCUAGAUCUAAUGAAAAUGCUUUACAAUUUUAUUGUUACAAAACAUAACAAUGAUGUUGAGAACUUCGUCAAUAAACUAAAAAUUUAUGAAAAUUCUAAAAAGGAACUAGAAGCUCAUGUAAAUAAUAUAAAAACUGAAUAUUCUGAAAUAAGUAAAGAUUUUGAACUAAAAGAUAUAAAAUUGAAAGCUAUAACAGACAUUAUAUUAUUGAUGCAGACCAACAUAAAUUUAUUGAAAGAAGAAAUACCAAAAAUAAUAGAAACUGAUGACAACACCAAAGUAGUGUCAUUAUUUAGAGAAAAUGUUUUGAAAGUUCUUGAUAAAGAAUUUAAUUUAUCUAGUUUAAGUAUUUUUGAAAUCGUGAUUGAUAAAAUUGUAACUAAAAACCAAAAUGACUUAUGUGACAUAAUGAAUAAAUACAUUAAAUUACAAGAACAGAUGGAAGCUGUAACGGCCGAGCUGAAUGGUGUUAACGAUAAUUUGUUACAAAUGAAAUGUCAACUUUCGGACAAAGAAAAUGAAUAUAAUUUACUUAAAGCACAAAAAGAAAAAGUUCAUGAAAUAAGUAAUGCUGUUACACUCGAUAUAAUAAAGAAAGAACAAGAAUUAAAUGAAGUGGUUCGCAAAGGCUGGCAAAAGCUCCUGGAUCAUAAUAUUAUACGUAACAGUAAUCUUGAUUUAAAUUCGCCAUUAAAUGUUACAAAUAUUUUUGACCAUAUAAUCGAACAAUGUAGAAAGCAUAAUAUAGAAUUUGAUAAGGAGAGUACAAUAGAAGAACUUAAAGAAUUAAAAUUGAAGUUGGAUUCUAAAGAGAAGGAAAUUGGAUUACUAAAAGUAAAAAAUAUUGAACUACAUGAUGUCAAUAAAAAUCUCACGAUGGAUUUAAAUGAAAAGGAUAACACAUUGCUUACCCAAAAAUCCUUGUAUGAUGAUUUAAUGAAAGUAUACGAAAGUAAAGUCGAAGAAAAUGCAGUUAACUUGAAUCUAAUAGAUAAAUUAACAGAAGAAACUAAUGUAUUGAAAGAAAAUAUUAUAAAACAGCAAAGUGCUAUCGAUAAUUUAGAAAGUGAACUUAAAUCGGAGGCGCUCAACAACUUAGCUGAGAAAGAUAAUCAAAUCUUAGAGCUAACAAAUACAAUUUCUCUCCUGAAAAAAGAAAUAAAUGAUUUGAAAACUGUAAAUCAAGUCAUAAUAGAAGAAAAAGAAAAUUGUGCAUCAGAAUUAGAGAAGUCGAGCGAGAUUAUAAAAGGAAAUAAGAUAGAAUUAGAAAAAAUGACAUCGGAUAUAUUAAUAUUACGAGAGUCAGUAAAAGAAAAUAUGUCGGUAGUUGAAUCUUUAAAAACGGAAGCAAAGUCUUUAAUGCAACAAAAUAUGGAACUAAAAGAACAAUUCGAAGAGAAGUGUAAAGACUGUUUACGAUUAGAAAUGAAUAUCAGAACACACGAAAAAACGGCACAAAUACAGAGCAAGAUGAUUAUAAGACUUCAAAAACAGAAAGAAAGUGAUAAUAAAGCACUAAAUGAAAAAGACAAACAUCUAGAAGAUCUAACAAAGAAAUAUACAGCAUUACAGCAAUCGUGUGAAAGUAUGGAAUGUAGUAUUAAAACUACCAAAGAGGAAAUUGAAAUUAUGAAGAACGCUAAAGAUGCACUACAGGUUCGCGUUGCGGAGUUGGAAGCAGAAUUGGAGGCAGUCGCUCGACGCACGCCCGUGGAGGCGCCGCGCCGUCGCAGGCAAAGCUUUUAUGACUCGAAACGAAUAAUCUCCGAUAACAAAGAGUGCUUAGAAGAUCAGAAACAGGCAGAGAUAGUGUUUGACUCCCGCGCUAAGCCUGACGAUCUAUUUAUGGACGUAGACGAUGACAGUUCCAAUAGAAGCACUCCACUCAGACAUAGCAAAGGACGGGACAGCUUACAAUCGAGACAAGAUCACAGCUCGGAGAAUCAGAGCGCGGCGCGUCGACGUCAACGACGCCAGAGCUCGCACGACUUACACCGCGCAGGCGCAACUACCGAAACUUCAAAGUUGAAUGAACCAACCGACUUAAAAACAUCAGAUUCAGCAAAUGAAAGUGAAUUAAGUCAAGUACGUGAACAACUCGCGUCCUGCAAACAAGAACUCGAGGAGUUGAAGGAAAGAUACAAGGAACUGGACGAAGAGUGUGACACUUGUGCGGAGUACCUGCGUGAAAGGGAAAGCCAAUGCGCAAGGCUUAAGAAAGAAAAAGCAGGCUUGGAGAAUUUAGUUAGUGAAUUGAGGGAAAAAUUACAGUCUAUCAACCCAAAUCAAACUCUCCAAGGUGGCAACAGAACGAUGGUCGCCAACGCCGCAGUGAACACAGACGAAGAUUGGACCAAUCUUCAUUCAGUGGUCGUAGAUCGUAUGUCCUAUGAUGCAGAAGUUGAAAAGAACAAAAGACUGAUGAAAACAGUUGAAGAAUUACGCUUCAAGAAGCAAGAAUUGAAAACGACUCUUGGAAAGAUGCAAAAGUUUAUAGAAAAGAAUUCUGGCAAAGACAAUAGGGAGUUAGAAACAACAAAACAACAAUUGAAAGAAUGCAAACAAGAGUUAGAAGAACUUCGAGCAAGAUGCAAGGAAUUAGAUGAGGAGUGCGAGACUUGCGGCAUAUAUCUGAGGGAGAAGGACGAACAAUUACGUAAAUUGAAGGAAACGAAGACAAUGUUGGAGGCAAAGCUGCAAGAGUUUGAAGAAAAUCAUAGCGGUAUUUUGCAGUCUACACGCAAGAAACGGCAGAGUUUACACGACCAGAACCGCGGCUCCUCCAUGGUGGAUUUCAACGACGCCACCACUGAAACUAGCGACGACUUCCUGAGCAGUCAGGUAGAGCGAGAUGACAGUACACGGCAGACCGACGGAACGCAAUCUCGAGAAUUGAAACGACUCAAAAUGACGGUGGAGAGGCUCACACAGCAGAAAACGUCGUUGGAGCGGCAAUUGUGCUCGCUUACGGCCGGCGCCGCGGCCCAGCCCAUGUACAUCGCCACCGGUAGUGCUAUAGUGCAGAAUCAGCAGCUAACCGACGUAAUGAAAGAGAAUCAAAAAUUGAAGAAAAUAAAUGCAAAGCUGGUUAACAUUUGCAAGAAAAGAGGCAAAGAGUCCAACCGCGAAAAUGAAGAUCCCACAGAGCAUGUGGGUUGAGUAAAUUCUAGAAACGAGUAUUGGAAUUAAAUUAAAGUUAAAUAUUUAAUUAACAAAAUAUUAACGAAUUAUUGAUAACACUGUUUAAAGUUGAACUUUUAGUAUAUUCAUUAAAAUUAUAUUGAAGUGCAUGCUGAUUAUAAAUGUUAAUUAUAAUAAUUAACGAACAUUGAAAUUAUUGUUUAACCGGGGAUACCUUUAAAAUAGUAACAUAAAGGGUCGAGAAUGAUUGUAGAAAGUUAGUAGAAUUGUAACAAUAUGAAAAAUAUAUUAAUUGCAUAUUUUUAUCUAUGCCAUAACUAAUGCUUAUAAGACUGAAUGCUAGAUAGAAACAUUCCGAUAGCAUUUUACAAAGAAAGUCGUUAGUAGUGAUAAAUGAUGCCAUCAAGUGUGAAUGUUGGUUGGUUUUUAGUCUCAAAAUAUCGUACAAUAUUAGUAUUAUUAGAUAUUGUUUGUACUUAUAACAUGGUGCCUAAUUCUAUAAUAUUCUUCUAGUUAGAUAAUAAAUGCAAAUAUAGGAUAUUUUCUUUUGUAAAUAUAAUUUAGCAUUUGCUUGCACUUGAUGUAAGUUGUGUAAAUUGCUAUUUUAUAUACGUAUUGUCGAAAAAUAGCAUUAUCAUCCAAUAUUAAAAAAUAUUAUUAAUCUCUUUUUAUACAAAUUUGUGAUCUAUUAAUUAAAAUAUGGUAUGGUACCUAACUAUUCAAUAAAUGAUUGAUUUUUA
Molecule: messenger RNA, 10361 nt
Organism: Galleria mellonella (greater wax moth)
Lineage: Eukaryota; Metazoa; Arthropoda; Insecta; Lepidoptera; Pyralidae
Product: kinesin-related protein 4-like
Exons: 28
Coding region: 340-9639 (3099 amino acids)
Biological process (GO): mitotic cell cycle; microtubule-based movement
Cellular component (GO): microtubule
Molecular function (GO): ATP binding; plus-end-directed microtubule motor activity; microtubule binding
Source: RefSeq, a predicted model, not a curated record